This is a messenger RNA of Spathaspora passalidarum NRRL Y-27907, 1223 nucleotides long. RefSeq lists its product as uncharacterized. The transcript has a single exon. NCBI's taxonomy places the organism in Eukaryota, Fungi, Ascomycota, Pichiomycetes, Serinales, Debaryomycetaceae. Bases 111 to 1223 code for a protein of 370 amino acids. The record is from RefSeq and is a predicted model, not a curated record.
UAUUUACCGACCCUGAAUUUUAUAUGCUGCCAAUAUAUAUAUAUAUGUAACAGGAAAUUUUUCAUAAGGUGAUUUGCAAGGGGGUUCUUAUGACUCUGGUAUAGAUAACUAUGCAAAUGAAAAGGGUUUUAAUGUACUUGAUGAAAUGUGAGGUUCCAACUGCAGAGGACAUAUUUGGGCCCUAUCCUUUCAGUGCUGACAUUGAACAAUACAAUCGUUAUGAUUUUGUGAAAGUUAAUAACGACGAAGAAAUAAUGAUUGAUUUAAUUCACCGAUCACGCACCAUAUACAAUGUAUUAUACCUAAUCAAAUUAAAUGAAAAAGACCAAUAUACUUAUAAACUAAAAGAUGAACCUUGGGAUAAAGACAACGGCGAUUUUUCUGCUAGUUUCAUACGAGAGUAUUUAGAAUACUACAAAGAAGAAGAGUCCAAUAAGGAGUUACUAGACAAUAUAAUUUCGUUCUACAUACCUAUAGAUUUGAACUUUCAAGUGCCUGAUUGGAUAGACCGAACUUGGUUCGAUAUAAUACCAAUAGAGAACGACAUCGAACUUAUGAAACAUGAAGUAAGAAUAGCUGAUGGGAAAAGGCAACAUUAUUUACAACUCACAAAUGAAGGAAUUUUAAUACUUCGACAAACCAUGAAAAGUUUCGACGAUAUUCAAGUUUUUGAAUUUUCAAGCCAAAACAUCCAGAAAGUAAUGGAUAUAAUAAAGAUGGGCAUAUUGGAAAGGUUAGAUUGUAUGGUAUUGUCUAAUUGUGACAAAUGCUUACGUAGUCCAGUUCUAAGUUCUAUUUUUAAAAAUAUGGACAAAAGAGAAGUCAGUCAAUAUUUCCCAACUCCAGUUGUAUACGAAGAGAAGUUGGUUACUCCAUUCUACGUAUCUGAUAUCGAAUUAUUCAAUUCAUUGAAAACCAAAGCAAAUAUAGAUAUUGAUGAAUCAAUUUUUGAAUUCAUAGUACUUAAAGAGAAUGAUGUUAAACGUGAAGCGGCUCAGAGAAGACGUAUGGAUUGGUAUAUGGAAUAUUAUGUGCAUUUAACAGAAAGGGGGAAGUUGCGGUUAGGUCGGGUUUAUCGCGGGGAGAGAAUAUUUGACUUUAAUAAUGAGAAUCUAGAAAUAAUUAUUCAAACAAUAAAGUCAGAUUAUGAUCGAAGAGUAUCAGCAUUGCCUAAAACUGUACUUAUGUCUCUGAAAGCUAUUUCAACAUCAAAGCAAGUUUAG